AUGGUUAAGUUGUACGGUUUCGCCUAUUCCACAUGCACGCGCCUUGUCGCUCUCGUCUGCAAGGAGAAGGAAAUCCCAUAUGAGUUGACCAACAUCAACUUGGCCAAAGGUGAACAGAAGGACCCGUCUUUUGUGGCAGUUCAGCCAUUCGGACAGGUCCCAUACAUCGAUGACGACGGGUUCCUGCUAUACGAGUCCCGCGCGAUCGCAAGAUACCUCAUCAAGAAAUACCCUAACCAGGGCACUCCCUUGAUUCCCAGCGACCCCAAGGCUGAGGCCCUGUUUGAACAAGCAGCUUCGAUCGAGACGUUCAACUUCAGCGCCUUUGUCUCGUUAAUUGUCGCUGAAAAAGUGUUCAAGCCGCGCCGUGGUUUGCAACCAAAUGAGGAGCGUAAGUACCUUGCUGGUGACUCUGUCACGCUCGCUGAUUUGGCGCACUUGCCAUAUGGCACUGCGUUUUACGGAGCUGGCUUUGCUGAAGUGUUUGACAGCAGACCUAACGUUGCGAGGUGGUGGAAGGACAUCUCUAACAGGCCUGCUUGGCUCGCCGUCAAGGAUGGUGCGUGA
Suillus subaureus is the source of this 567-nucleotide messenger RNA. Its product is annotated as glutathione S-transferase. NCBI's taxonomy places the organism in Eukaryota, Fungi, Basidiomycota, Agaricomycetes, Boletales, Suillaceae. Gene Ontology annotation, molecular function: glutathione binding; glutathione transferase activity. The record is from RefSeq and is a predicted model, not a curated record. Gene Ontology annotation, cellular component: cytoplasm. Bases 1 to 567 code for a protein of 188 amino acids. The transcript is spliced from 6 exons.